UUUCGUUCAUUCAUAAGUGACAAGCGGCGGCGUUGCGUAGCCGUGCGAUUAAAAUCCUAUUUUAAAAUUCUCAAAAAUGGGGGUCCCUGCAGAAUUACAAACUGAAGCUAUUUCUAUAGUUCAUCAAUUUCUACAAAAUAUUGACAAGUCGCUGGCUCAAGAGUUUUUAAAGAAAACCAAAGCGAAACCGCGUGUCAAGGGCCUGCCUUCACUGACAGACAUAUUAACAGAAUAUAAUAAACAUAAGAAGCCCCAAAAAGCUGCUGAAAGUUCUGAUGAUUCCAGUGAAGACGAAGCGCCACAGAAAAAACCCGUUGCUCAAGUCAACGGCAAAGCUAGUGCUCCUAAAAAAGCACAAGAUUCUUCAGAUUCUGACAGCUCUGAAGAUGAGAAACCCAAGACACAAGCAAAACCGAAAGCAGCAGCUGCGCCAGUCAAGAAGGCAGAGUCAUCAGAUGACAGUGAUAGUAGUGAAGACAAUGCCACAGCAAAACCAACAAAACAACCAAUAAAACCCAGUAAUGCCACACCUAAAGUAGUUAAAAAACAAGAAUCAUCAUCAGAUGAUAGUAGUGAAGAUGAAAAACCUAAACCCCAACAAAAACCUCCAGUUAAGGCAGUUCCUCCCAAAGCAGCUCCUGUUAAGAAGCCUGCUUCGUCAUCUGAUAGUGAUGACAGUAGUGAAGAUGAAAAACCUAAAGCUGCAGCUAAACCAGCUUCCAAGCCUCAAGUUAAACCAACUCCAGCUAAGAAACAGGAAUCAUCUUCUGAUGACAGUGACGACAGUGAAGAUGAAAAACCAGCUCAAAAGAAAGCUGCCCCCACACCUGCAAAGGCUCCAGUAAAAGCAGUUCCAGGCAAAAAACAAGAAUCGUCUUCAGAUGAUAGUGAUGACAGUGAGGAUGAAAAGCCAGCUCAGAAGAAAGCUGCCCCUACACCUGCAAAGACUCCAGUCAAAGCAGCUCCAGCCAAAAAGCAGGAAUCAUCUUCAGAUGAUGAUAGUGAAGAUGAAAAACCGACUCAAAAGAAAGCUGCCCCUACACCUGCAAAGACUCCAGCCAAAGCAGCUCCAGCCAAAAAACAGGAAUCAUCCUCUGAUGAUAGUGAUGACAGUGAAGACGAGAAACCUAAAGCACCUGUCAAACCAGUUGGUUCGGUAGGAACUCCCAAAGGUACUCCAGCAAAGCCAGUUACCAAAGCCACACCUGCUAAAAAACCAGACUCCUCAUCAGACGAUUCUAGUGAUAGUGAUGAUGCUGAUUCUAAGCCCAAGAAGACACAGCCUGCUAAAACCGCUGUUACCCCUGCUAAGCCCAAAGCUACACCAGCUAAAAAGCAAGAGUCCUCAGAUGACAGUGAUGACAGCGAUGAAGACGAAAAGCCCCAAAAAGCUCUCCAGAAACCUCAACCCACCCCGGUUAAGCCAGCUAUCAAAGCUACAGCUAAGAAGGAUUCUUCAUCUGAUAGUGAUGACAGUAGUGAAGAUGAAAAGCCCAAAGCCACUGCAAAGACUCCAGCUAAAACUCCAGUAAAGGUUGCUGCUAAAAAAGCAUCAUCUUCAGAUGACAGUGAUGAUAGUGAUAAAGAACCUUCAAAACCUGCUCCAAAAACACCUGCUAGUGCUACAAAACCAAAACCUGCAGCAAAGAAGAAACAGGAGUCUUCAUCAGAAGAUGAUUCAAGUGAUGAUGAUAAAUCAAAACCAAAACCAGCACAAAAAGCUACUCCUGCCAAAAAAGCUGAAUCUUCUGAUGACAGUGACGAUAGUGAUGAAGAUGCUCCUCCUGCUAAAAUAUCCAAAAAGGAAUCCAAUGAUCAGGUUGCUGAAAAUGGAGUCCAAACUGGAAAAAAAAGGAAAGCAUCUGAAGGUGAUUCAAACGCUCCUGCUAAGAAACCCUACAGCAACUUUGUAAAGGAGGGUGAAAGCCAUGAAGGCGAAGAAAACGACGAGGAAACUGAAGAAAACCAAUCUGGAGGUUGGAACCAGCGUGGACGCGGCGGGUUCAACCGUGGGGGUCGGGGCUUCAAUGAUAGGGGUAGGGGAGGAUUUAGAGGUCGGGGGGGCGAUAGGGGUGGUCGCGGCGGUUUCAACGACAGGGGUGGUCGUGGGGGUAGAGGUGGCCGAGGUGGUUUUGACCGAGGGGGUCGUGGUGGGUUCGACAGAGGAGGUCGCGGUGGUUUCGAUAGGGGAGGUCGCGGAGGCGGAGAUCGUCGUGGCCGUGGAGGUCGCGGUGACCGUCAUUCCUGGGGUGGAGACAGAGGAGGAUUCAACAAAGGAGGUUUUAAUGACCGAAAAAGUUUUGAGGGAGGGGAUAAUGCUCAAAACAAGAAAAUAGUAUUUGAUUAAGUAGAGUGGUUCACGUGGGUCAUGGGGUGAGCGUGCUAAUCAAGACUUAAAGCAUACGCGUGGCAAGUCAUUCAAACAUGAGAAGACGAAGAAAAAAAGAGGUUCAUAUCGCGGUGGCGCUAUUGAUACAGGUGUACACUCCAUUAAAUUUGAGGACUAGAAUAAUUUUAUUGUUUUCAUAAGCCAUGGAUUGGUUGUGUGCUUAUGUAAAUCAUAACCAUACCAUAGUUACUUGUUUAUCGAUAUUACUGGCUUAGCUCUCGUAGUUUUAUCGAAACAGCUUUGCAUUCCGCCCCAUAGUGAUGGUAUUUAAUUUUAUUACCACAUGUACCUACUUGUAUUAUUUCUGUAUUACACAAGUUACAAUAAUUAUUCUGAAACUCAUCUGUUUGUCAUAUGAUGUAUAUCAAAUUUGUUUGAGUGUUGACUAAUGUGUCCUGGACAUGACUGUGAGAGUGAGUUUGGCUCCACUGAAUCUUGAAGUGUGAUUUUGCACUGACAUUUAUUAGUCCAUAUUAUUAAUUUAGUCAAUCCGUAAGUAUAAGUUCCUUAAACCUUUAUUUAAGUUUUACUUACCUAGUUUUUCUUGAUGACCUAUUUUGAAGCUGUACUGACUAUUUUUUUAUUUUUUGCAUACUACAUUCUGGAUUAAAAUGUGCUCUGACUUUUUCUUGAAUUUAUUCAAAAUAGAUUAUUGAAUUUCUAAUUAAAUCCAGUUUUUGUUGGGGCCAAGAUUUUGUUAUAUUUAGAUGAUACUUAUCUACUGAAAACUUUAUGAUUCUGAAUGUUUUAUUUUUAUAAGUGUUAAUGUAAAUAGAUGUGUAUUUUACGUACUUUACUGUGUACAUAGGCUAAAUAUAAGAUUAAUUGAUAAAUAUAGACUUACAGUGGUAGUAAGUAAUAAAAACAGGUGCAAAAACAGACACAAUAUGUAUUUUUAACAGCUAGGUUACCUGUUUUGUUUGGUUAGUUUGAUAAGCCCGCCUUUUAAAUACAAUUUAAGAAUAUUA
Spodoptera exigua (beet armyworm) is the source of this 3357-nucleotide messenger RNA. The record is from the annotation of a GenBank genome assembly. NCBI's taxonomy places the organism in Eukaryota, Metazoa, Arthropoda, Insecta, Lepidoptera, Noctuidae.